Molecule: messenger RNA, 5062 nt
Organism: Callorhinchus milii (elephant shark)
Lineage: Eukaryota; Metazoa; Chordata; Chondrichthyes; Chimaeriformes; Callorhinchidae
Gene: mcmbp
Product: minichromosome maintenance complex binding protein
Exons: 16
Coding region: 141-2054 (637 amino acids)
Biological process (GO): DNA-templated DNA replication
Molecular function (GO): chromatin binding
Source: RefSeq, a predicted model, not a curated record
UCGCGACGUCCUGACGUAGGUUUUCCCGCCAUUGCAGGAACCCGGAGUGGCAGCGGCACCGGGACCCGGGAUAAAGUUCGCCCGUACACAGGGCGUGUGUCUGCGGCUUCGCCCCCUUCCCUGUCGGAGAGGCCCGCGCCAUGCCGAGCCUGGGGGACUGGGUGAACAACCCGCUGAGCAUUGUGCAGGGGGUAUUCGCUCAAAAUGGUCCCAAUGGUGAAUGGGAAAGGAAAGUCGUGGAAUAUUUCACAGAGAAGCUGAAGGAGAACACAGCGACAAGUUGGGUUCCAUCCUUGAAUGAUGUUCCACUGCAUUACUUGAAGCCAAAUAGUCUGGUCAAAUUCCGUUGCAUGCUCCAAGAUAUGUUUGAUCCCGAAUUCUAUAUGGGUGUUUAUGAGACUGUGGAUCCAGCCACUAAAUCUGGAGUCCUUCGUUUUGGAAAAUACAAAGAUGUUGCUGAAUGUGGGACUCAGCAAGAGAUUCAUUUAAACUCAGCCAAGUCUGUCACCAUGGAGAGGCAAACCUUUUACUGCAUUCCAGUGCCCGGGGAGUCAUCUUGGGUCAAAGAAGCAUACGCAAGUGCCUGCCCAGCUCGUGGCAAUCCAUCCACAUCGUACACUCCAAGUCGACACAAGAGGAGUUACGAGGAGGAUGAAGACAUGGAAAUGCAUCCACCAAAGCAGAAAGAGCAGCAUAGAGGCUCGUCUGGGUGCAGUGGAUCACACGGAUGUGGAGACUCGAAACGCCUUGAAACCGAAGCGCCUGAUGCACAUCAGCUUUCGCCCAAUUGCACAGCCUCGAUCGAUCUGAACUUCCCCUUACCAGGAGAGAAAGGUCCUGCCUGUCUAGUCAAGGUGUAUGAGAACUGGGAUAGAUUCAAAGUGAAUGAUAUCCUGGAGGUUUAUGGGAUCUUAUCAGUGGAUCCGGCACUUGGUAUAAUAAAUGAUGAGAGUACAAAGGAUGGCUCUUCAAUCCUAGAUCCUGCUGAGUGCAUGGAUACGUUGGAAGAACAGCGAGUGCACAGUCCUCCACCUUCGCUGGUACCUCGUCUACAUGCCAUUGUAACUCACAAGCUGCAGCACAUUAAUCCAUUCCUUCCAAUCAGGCUACAGGACAAACAGAGCAAGGACUAUAUAAGCAGUUUUUUGCCUGAAUUGUCGUCGGUGCGAGCAGAAUUACUUGGGUUCCUAACGAAUGCGUUACUUGGGGACAGCCUUGCUGCUGAAUAUCUCACACUGCACUUCCUAUCUACCAUAUACUCGAGACGAGAUGUUCUUCCUUUGGGUAAAUUUACAUUGAAUUUAAGUGGCUGCCCCAAGAACAGCAAUUACACCAAACACCUUCAUCGGUUCAUUCAGCAACUGGUACCAUCGUCUUAUUGUCUCCCCAUGACCCUCGAGAACAUGAACACCAUGCGGUUCAUCCCUCAGAAAGAUUACACUGCUAAUCGCCUCCUUGCCGGAGUCCUCCAGUUGCCGCAUAGCACCUCACUGAUGCUGGAUGAGACUGCGAUGGAACCAGGGCAACUGGACACUACAGGCUUCCAAAACAUGGCAGCACUUGGUAAUCUGAUUAUUUGGCAGAAGGUUGACUAUGACUUCAGCUACCACCAGAUGGAAUUCCCUUGCAAUAUUAAUGUUCUCAUCACCUCUGAAGAUGUAUCAUUAUUACAGUCUGACUGCGAAGUUCACCUACGGCCCCAGGUGGUUCCUGACAACAUAGAAGAAUACAUGACCAAUUUACAGACUGCUGUUUUGCCUUCCAUAUUAAACAAAUUUCGCAUAUAUCUGAGCUUACUGAGGCUAAUGGACUAUAGCAUUUCUGAGGAAGUAACCAAGGCUGUUGAAGAAGACUUUGUGGAAAUGAGAAAGAACGAUCCUCAGAGUAUAACAGCUGUGGAUCUCCAUUGGCUGCUUGUUGUAGCAAGAUUAGUCUCCCUGAGCGCUGGCCAAACCACAUUGUCACGAGAUAGCUGGCAGCAAGCAAAGCAGCUUGAGGGUCAACGCAAAGCCAGGUUAGGGCGGCUCACCCCUCUCAAUGGCAACGAACCUUGACAGUGGACUCCUAACUCCGACAGAACUUCAUAAGGGACUUGUGUGUUAGUGGACAUUGUGUAAAUUUGAAGAGUCACCAUUCCUUCUCCCGUCUGCCAAAUUAUCAAAGCUCUCAUCAAACUGGAGAAGAGGAAAACAUUUUUUUCUAUUUGUGGAUCGAUCGUGUCAACUUUUCUUACAUAAAAAAAAUCUUAAAUCUCACAUACGCCUACUUUGUUUACAAUGUCCCUGGUGCUGAAACCUCUUGUGAUUUUUUUUAAACCUUGGUGUGCAGUUAGGUUUGUGAAAAUAUCUUCAACAUUCCUCUCCAGAAGCGUUCUAUGAACUGUAGCCUUAUAUGAAAGAUAUUUUUGUAAACUGCAUUUGCAUAGUGUACCUUUGUGUCAAAUUUGUUGUUUCUGUGUGUGUUGGGGGAAAAAAACAUCCAAUUUCGGAUUAGCAAUUUGGUUUGAGAGGAAUUUAUUCAAUGGUGUGUCCGAUAUCAGAUUUCAGGCUGGGAUCUGGAAGUCGAUCAGCUUCUUUACAGCUUUAAAUGUUCCCAGAUUUUUAAACUAGGAUCAAUUAACAGUGAAGCAGACACUCUGUUCACCUACAUUUGUCACUGCCAGAGAGCUGACACAUAAUCAAUAUUGCCUUUCCUUUGUAUGUACUUGUGAAAAUUAAUUUUAAUUCAGUAAUUGGUGCAUCGUAUCUCAUUGCAGGUGGCAGUGUAAGAUUCUAGUACCACUUCCUAUGGUAUAUUUCCACAACUAAUAAUAAAAUGGACUUGCACCCAUUUUGGGGGCAGAUUUUACACUUUUAAAUUACGGGCAUGAUGAACUCAGGGUUUCUGAUUCCAGGUUUAAUAUAAUGCAAGGGAACAAAGCUGAUCGCAUUCUUCACAGACCCUGAAAUUCAUUUGGGAUUUUGAAAUUAUGAUAAUUGAUGUCUGCGUGGCAUAUUAAAGUGGACACAUGCUCACGGUUAGCAGAAACCUCCACAGGGGUAACUUAUAAUAAUUGUCACGGGAUUUGAGCUCUUUCCAUCAGUUGUGCCCAAUACUUUAAAAUUAAUUACAUGUCGUGUGAUGUGGAAAGCGACUGUAACCGACCAGAAGAAUGUCAAAACCAAAAUAUUGGGAUUGUAAUAUUUAAAUUCUCCAUAUUGGGAUUCCUGGCAUAGAAAGUUGUAGCUUUUGUGUGUGUGUGUGUAUGAGUAAAACCAAUGGGGACAGACCAUUUUAAAACUUUGCCAGUGGCUGCCUUAAUCUUGGUUUUUAAUGUGCAGGAUAUCAAUUUUGUGGGUAGUGAACUUUUUGAAUAUGAGGUGCUUCCAGCCUUGAUAUUUCAUUCCCAUCCCCAUUCCACCCUCCCCCCGUGAUGAAUGCUAUGUUGGUGAAUAAGUUGCACAGGUGAGCAAACAUAUAUUCGGUGAAUUCAUGACUUGAGUUCUUUGUAAAUUAAUUGCUGUGGCAAAUCAACCAUGAGUUUUUCUGUGCUGCGUGAAUUUUAAUGGGCAGCUGCUAACUUCUGGAAUUCAAUACAUUUUAAAUCCUUCUCCAUUACAGUACAUUUUGAAAUGGUUCAAAUGUGGAGGAUGUUAAUAUUGGGUAAAUGUUCUCUUAACUCACUGCCAGAUUGAAAACUACUUUACUCCUGACCCACCAAUGUUCAUCAAUCCCAAUUUCAGGAUAGAACCCCUAUUUCAAUGUAUUUUUUCUUUAUUCUUCUGCCCUUUUGAUUUAAAUUACCAAGUGGUACCACUGUAGCCAGAUGUUUGCUUUGGGUCUACAUCUGGUAGAAAUUCAGUUCAUAUAGCAGGAAUCCAUUUCAUAUACCACUGUAAUUCUACACAGUGCAAUGGAUUUGCUUGGUAUUUAUGGCACUGAUUUGAAGAUUAGUUGCAGCCAACAUUUAUCUGUCUACUCGGCUGUCUCCAAUUUCAUGACCAAUUGAGAUUACAAGGAAAGUGUAGCUGUAUACAAGCCAUACAAAUAUUCAAUAGCUGAAUUUUAUUGCAUGGCUGUGCACAAACUGCUAUUCACCAACAAAUUAGUGAACACUACAGUAUAUCCUGUGAAGCACUUUGAGACAUUUGGUGUGAACGGUGCUAUCAAACGCAAAGAUUAUCAAAAACUAUCACAAGUAUCUUUAGUUGGGGGUAGUGCUGUUGACAUCAGUACGAUCGCACACAUUCCUGGCUUUUUCCAUGAACUGCCUGAACAGUAAUGAAUUUCAAAACCCAAAUUAAACAGAAAACCACAGAAGUACACUGCACCUUUUGAAGUCUUGUACCCUUUGAGAUUGACAUUGUGUAAGUUACAGAUCCAAGAGCCCAUUAAACCCAGUUAUGCAUUAGAAUUCAGUCCUACUAUUUAAAGAGGAAAAUAUGCUUCUCGGUUCUAUUUCCCUGGAUUAUAAUUGACUUGUGAAAGAUGCACAAAAGCCUCUCAGGAUCACUGAUGUUCUGUUAAAACAGAUGUGAUUUUUAGAAGGAUAUUGAGACUGACUGUUGCCAGAGGCAUUAAAUAUCUUGCGACCUAAUGUUUCUGAGCAAUGGAGCGUGCCUACACUUUCUUGUCAUGACAUUAACUUAACCACUAAUGGUACUUCAUUCUAAAUGGAGAAAUACUUUAAUUUACUUUUGAUACGUUUUACAAUACCUCCUUAGAAAUCUACCAUUUCUAUACAAUUGUAAUCUGUGAAAGUCAAUGCCAUAAACCGUUUAAAAAUUCAGCAAAAAUUGCUGAGCAAGGUUUCUUUCAAAGAUUUUAGUUGGACAUGGUAUUUACAUGAAUAAAAUAAUGGGUUAUUUAAAUAGAAGGCCUGUAUUUAUAAAGCAGAUCAAUUCUUCAUUGGUAAUUUAAACUUAAAUGUGCAAUAUUCUUUCACAAUUGUUUUACACUUGUAAGUUUUUUUUAAAAAAGGGACUCCAGUACAAUUAAAUUGAGGCAAUUUCAUGAUUGAUUGCUAUGGUGGGAAGGAGAGAGCAAUUUCAAGUCUUGCACUUUUAAUAAACUUGUGCUGAUA